Salvelinus namaycush (lake trout) is the source of this 1679-nucleotide messenger RNA. RefSeq names its product centrin-3. Gene Ontology annotation, cellular component: microtubule organizing center. Bases 1 to 504 code for a protein of 167 amino acids. The record is from RefSeq and is a predicted model, not a curated record. NCBI's taxonomy places the organism in Eukaryota, Metazoa, Chordata, Actinopteri, Salmoniformes, Salmonidae. Gene Ontology annotation, molecular function: microtubule binding; calcium ion binding. Gene Ontology annotation, biological process: spindle pole body duplication. The transcript has 5 exons.
AUGAGUCUGUCUUUAAGGACUGAGCUGGCAGUGGAUAAAACCAAGCGGAAGAAGCGCAGAGAGCUGACUGAGGAACAGAAGCAUGAAAUCAAAGAGGCUUUUGAGCUGUUUGACACAGACAAAGACAAAGAGAUAGACUACCACGAACUCAAGGUGGCGAUGAGAGCUAUGGGUUUUGAGGUGAAGAAAGUGGAUAUACUGAAGAUACUAAAAGAUUAUGACAGAGAGGGGAACGGCAAAAUAACAUUUGAGGACUUUAAUGAAGUUGUGACAGACCGUAUGCUGGAGAGGGACCCAAAGGAGGAGAUCCUGAAGGCCUUUAAGCUGUUUGAUGAUGACGACUCCGGGAGGAUCAGCCUGAGGAACCUGAGACGUGUGGCCAGAGAGCUAGGAGAGAACAUCACGGAUGAGGAACUACGCAGCAUGAUCGACGAGUUCGAUACAGACGGAGACGGAGAGAUCAACCAGGAGGAUUUUGUAUCCAUAAUGACGGGAGACUCCUGAUUGAAGGGCUGCUGCUCUGGAGGCUUGGCUAGGAGGCUGAGGCUAUAGAUUUACUGUGGGAUGCAUAGGUCCCCCAGGUCACUGAGGGACUGCUAAAUAGGUUACCUUGUCUCCUUUCCUUUAUCUAUACUGACCGACCAGAACUGACCAGGGGAAGGAGAGGAGUUAAGGAAGCCACUGUAGAGUACCGCGAUUCAAAAUCUCUCCCAAAUAGCGCUGCUCUUGUUCUUUUCUUUGUUGAAACAUCUUGUGUGUUUUUACAAUAUGUCUGGUGCAAAUACAACCAAAUAUUGUGUAUGUUCUUUUCUUUUAGUAGAGUUUCUUUUUCAAAAUUUGAAUAGAUGCACUUGCUGCGCUGUGUAUCCAUACCGUACAGAAAACUGUACAGAUUACAUAACAGGUCAUAUCUCUGAAAACAUUCCUUGUAAACUUCAACGUUUUCAAUAGUAUUUCUGGAUGGGGGUUUUAAAUACAAACUGGCUUCACCGACCAUAUUUUGUAGUUUAGUAGACCAUUUUUAUUUAAUUAUAACUUUUUUUUUCUUUUUACUGUUAUUUAUUUGACAUAAUAAACACAAUCCACAAGUGUGGAGCCUCUUGACAAAAUGGGUGCAGACCAAGGUUAUUAUAGUUUUAUUAGUUUUUAUUUCUAUUAGUAUUUUUUUACAUUUGAAAUUCACUUUAUUUUCAGACUUGAUUUACUAGUUUUUAUUCAGUUUUAGUUUUAAAGACAUUUAUAUUUUGUUUUUAGUGUUCUAACAAUGUGAUUGGUCAAUAAUUGAACACAUUUAGGGUGUUGUAUGGUUUUCAGCUUUUAACACAUUAAUUGCAAGAACUGACCCAUGUGUCUGAGUAAUCAUUACACAUAAAUUGUGUUGUUCAACAGCAUAUGUUCUAAGAGUGUAGAGACAGAAAGUAGCCUAUGCAUGGGAGGCUAGGAGCCAUGUAUGUGUUGCAGACCUGCCAACCGGCACGCAUUUUCUGUACCAUGCACGCAAUUUGAGGUCAAAGUACGCUGGUAGAAAAAAACGACCCUAAAAUAUGCAAAAGGCUUCUAGUUCAAGGCACAUUUAGGUGGUGGGACGAAGCCUUACAAACGGUGAAGUUGAUCCUCGUUGAUGGAGGAGCUGAUUACUGUUUUGUAUAUGACAGUAAACAUUCUUAUGAUGACUAUAA